AUGGCUGGCAUCAUGGAGACACCAGGUAACGAAUAUACACCUAGCUUCGCACCUUUUUUUGGAAUGGCAAGUUAUGACCCUGAGCUUCUGACUGCCGGCAUUGCGUCUGCAAUGAUAUUUGGAUGUUUGGGAGCAGCGUAUGGGACGGCAAAAGCAGGAAUUGGCAUUGCUGGCGUCGGACAAUAUCGUCCUGAUCUAGUUAUGAAGUCGUUGAUUCCGGUGGUUAUGUCUGGAAUCAUCGCGGUCUAUGCUCUUGUAAUAGCCGUCUUGAUCGCUGGAGACAUGGAACCUCCCCCAGCGAAGCACUACAGCCUCUUUACCGGCUUCCUGCAUCUGGCCAGUGGUCUCAGCGUAGGGUUGGCAGGGUUGGCCGCUGGCUACGCCAUCGGCAUUGUGGGCGACAUGGGUGUGCGAGCUUAUAUGCAGCAAUCCCGGAUUUUCGUGGGUAUGGUGCUCAUUCUGAUUUUUGGCGAGGUGCUGGGACUUUACGGUUUGAUUGUCGGCUUGCUCCUGAACUCGAAGAGUUAA
Exophiala spinifera is the source of this 528-nucleotide messenger RNA. RefSeq names its product V-type proton ATPase proteolipid subunit 2. Gene Ontology annotation, cellular component: proton-transporting V-type ATPase, V0 domain. Gene Ontology annotation, molecular function: proton-transporting ATPase activity, rotational mechanism. The record is from RefSeq and is a predicted model, not a curated record. Bases 1 to 528 code for a protein of 175 amino acids. Lineage: Eukaryota; Fungi; Ascomycota; Eurotiomycetes; Chaetothyriales; Herpotrichiellaceae. Gene Ontology annotation, biological process: proton transmembrane transport. The transcript is spliced from 5 exons.